ACUUAAAAAGAAGUUCAGUAGCAAAGAAAAGAAAAGACAAAGACAAAGAGAGGAUGAAGGGUGAUUAAGGAGCAGUAAAACAGGGGAAAUGGUGUUAAAGGAAGCUGUAGUACGGGGUAAAGCUGUAGCUUGUAGGUGAAUAGGGAGGGGAUCGAUCUACUUAUCUACCUAGUACCUACCCCACCCCCACCCCCACCCCCAUACAGUCACACAAAAUUGCAUACAUACACACAGAAAGUCCGAUCAUCUGAUUCUUGUUUUUCCAUCUUUAUUGAAUCCCUCAUCUGUCUGUCUCUCUGAUAUUAAAAAAAACUAGAAUCAAUCUAUCACAUAUAUUCAUUCACUUCACUCUUUCCAUUUUGGACCAAUCCCAUCUUCACCCGCUCUCUCUCUAGCAGGUUGAAGCAUCUCUCUCCUCCUCUCCCUUCCUCUCUCUGUACCCAUCAAACCAAAACCCUUUCACACUUUCUGCAUCUCUGUCUUUGCUCACUCAUACCUCUGGUUGCAUUUGGUUUGAGCUUUGGUUUUGACUUGAAGUUGACCCAUAUCUGGUUCUUAGAUCAGGUCUUAUCUAGUUCAAGCCUUGGCUCAGCUGGAAAAGAUAGAGAUAAAGAAGCUUUCUCGAAGCUUUGGGAUCAGAUAUGAGUAGCGCGGGGUGUGGGUUGACCCGGACUUGAAUCUCUUUUCCUAAAAGAUGGACUCCUUUUGAGUUGCAAAAGUAGACACAGCUGGGAGAAGUUCGUUGGUGUGGGAAGGGACAUCAAAAAUGGGCUGUAAGUAUUCCAAAUUCGCAUCUUGGUGCUGUAAGAGACAAAAUGGGCCAAUUCAUGAAGAUCGUAAUCAAGAUGAUGAAGAUGCAAAUGAAGUUAGUGACUUGCCCACUUUUAGGGAGUACACAGUUGAACAACUGAGGAUAGCCACCUCUGACUUUGCAGUGGAGAGUAUAGUUUCUGAGCAUGGUGAGAAAGCUCCAAAUGUGGUUUAUAAAGGAAAAAUGGAGAAUCAGAGGCGGAUAGCCGUCAAGCGCUUCAAUAGAUCUGCAUGGCCAGAUGCACGGCAGUUUAUGGAAGAAGCAAGGGCGGUUGGUCAGCUUCGGAACAAUCGACUGGCAAACCUUCUUGGCUGUUGCUGUGAAGGUGAUGAGAGGUUGUUAGUUGCAGAGUUCAUGCCCAAUGAGACACUUGCUAAACAUCUAUUUCACUGGGAAACUCAACCAAUGAAGUGGGCAAUGAGAUUAAGAGUUGCCUUAUACCUUGCACAGGCUCUAGAAUAUUGUACAAGCAAAGGGCGUGCUCUUUAUCAUGAUCUUAAUGCUUAUAGAAUAGUCUUUGAUGAUGAUGGUAAUCCUAGACUAUCGUGCUUCGGUUUGAUGAAAAACAGUAGGGAUGGAAAAAGUUAUAGCACAAAUUUGGCAUUUACUCCACCUGAAUAUUUACGGACUGGAAGAAUAACUCCAGAGAGUGUCAUGUAUAGCUUUGGAACGCUUUUGCUCGACCUUCUCAGUGGCAAACACAUUCCGCCAAGUCAUGCCCUUGAUCUGAUAAGAGACCGGAAUCUUCAGAUGCUAACAGAUUCUUGCUUAGAAGGUCAAUUCUCUAAUGAUGAUGGAACGGAGUUGGUUAGAAUUGCAUCUAGGUGUUUGCAAUAUGAGCCUCGUGAGCGACCAAAUGCAAAGUCUUUAGUUGCUGCGUUAAUGCCUCUUCAGAAAGAAACUGAGGUGCCAUCUCAUGUAUUAAUGGGUAUACCAAUGAAUGGUGAAUCUAUGUCAUUAUCUCCACUUGGUGAAGCUUGCUUACGAAAGGACUUGACUGCCAUACAUGAAAUCCUCGAAAAGCUUGGCUACAAAGAUGAUGAAGGAGCAGCUACUGAGCUUUCAUUCCAGAUGUGGACCAAUCAGAUGCAGGAGACAUUAAACUCAAAGAAGAAGGGAGAUGCUGCUUUCCGACACAAAGAUUUCAAGGCUGCUAUAGACUGCUACACACAGUUUAUCCAGGUGGGGACGAUGGUGUCCCCAACAGUCUAUGCUCGCCGUUCUCUGUCAUAUCUCAUGAGUGACAUGACACAGGAAGCCCUCGAUGAUGCAGUGCAGGCACAAGUCAUAUCCCCUGUUUGGCAUGUCGCGUAUUAUUUACAGGCUGUUUCACUUUUCACCUUGUCGAGGGAAAACGAUGCACAAAUUGCACUGAAAGAAGGUGCUGUUCUUGAGGGAAAGAGGAUCACGGCUUCCUAGAUUGAAGUACGAGGUUCCUUGAAUUCUAACCAUUAUCUGAGGUUCUUUGAAUUCCUAUAGGCCAAAAAUAAUGAAUGAGAUCGAAGGUGCGGUUACAUGGUUGCUAAGGAAAGGAAUUGGGGUGGCUCGCUAGCUUUCUGUAAUUUAUUAUGUACAGUGCUUUGCUUACAUGUGCUGGCUCAAGAAAGAGAUUGGCUUUGAAUUUUCUUCUUCUUCCCUUUUAACUUUUCUGUUUCCCGGAACGGGUUGCUGCUGUUUCAUCAUUUCGUAAUUGCUUCGUGGGAGAAGUUACAAUUAUUUGCAACCAAUUUACCUGUUGUGAUUUUGUUGUUGCAACUGUUCUGCAUUUUCAGUGGCUGAAAAUGAACAUUUCCUUGAUUAAGAAAUGGGAAUGGGUUCUAUUUGGCCGCUUUAGAGGCAAAUUAAGUGUUCCCUUAUUUCUUAAACUUAUGGUUUCUAACUACUCCAA
Cuscuta europaea is the source of this 2699-nucleotide messenger RNA. The record is from the annotation of a GenBank genome assembly. Lineage: Eukaryota; Viridiplantae; Streptophyta; Magnoliopsida; Solanales; Convolvulaceae.